UGGUAAGGAGAGUAUUCUUCCGCCAAAUUUCCGUCACCUAAACACGAGUAAAUUUGAUAACAAACACAGAAUAGUUUUAAAUUGGGAGAGAUGGCUAAAAAUGUUGACAAAGCCAUGAUGAAGAGAUUUGUGCACAGGGUUUUCAGGAAAAGCGAUAACAUAGGGAGCCUAACAGUCAAAUCGUUGCGUAUGGAAUUUCUUGAACACGUGGGACUGGAGAAACUGGACGAUGAUCAAAGGGAAGUCUUUAAGAAGACUGUGCAUGACGUCUAUAUAUUUUACAGUAACCAAAGUCAAGAGAAAAAUGGAGAUGAUAAGGAGUCAAGUGUGGAAGAUUCCCAGAGUGACACUAGUGAUGCCACAGCAUCCACCUCAUUCGUCAGUUCAAAUCAAAAGAAAAGAAAGCAUGGAACAGACAGCAACAAGGGAUCAUCUAAUGAGUAUCCUACAAAUUUAGGUGACAUACAUGAUGACAAAAUACUUGAUAACAAUAAUGAUUUGUCAGAAGAACAAUGCGAAGAACAAAGAGAAGCAAACAUAUCUGGAAAAGAAGCGAUGGACAAGGAAAAUAUAGAUCAAAUAAAAACUGUUUCAUGUGGAAAAAGUUCACAGAAGCAAAAUGGAAAGUCUGCACUGAAUAGAAUAAAAAGCAAGGACAAGGAAGAAACAAAGAGGUCUUCAUCUAAAAAGAGAAAAAUAUCCCAGGACAAUUACAUUGAUUCAGAAAUUGUUCACUUUGGUAUUAAUGAGGAAACGAGACAAGAUAAGAGUACACUUAAAAGGAAAAAGGUAUUAGAGGAAACUUUUCAGGAUUCAAAGGUAUCCAAUGAAACUGGUAAGGAUAGUGGGGUAGUAAGAAACAGCAAUAUAUCCAAAACGAAAGAGAUAUUGGAGGAGAGUGAUGAAGAUGAAGAAUCUAUGGAAUCUAACCAUGACAGUGAUGAUGAGAUAAAUAAAUGGACACAAGGAGCUGGAAAGAAAAAUGGUCCGAAAGCAGACCAAUGCAAAGUGAAGGGGGUGAGCUCAUACGAAAAGAAGAAAAAGUCAUCACCACCUUCUGCAGACAGUGUAAGACUGAAAAACUUUAAACGUUAUGUCCAAACCUGUGGACUGCGUAAAAACUAUGUUAAACUGUUUGCUGAAUGUAAUUCCAUGUCACAGAAGGAGAAAAUUUUAGAAAGAGUGCUACGAAAGGAUACUGGGUUUCAAGGGAGAAUAACGCUCGUCAUGUGUAAGGAGUUUAAGCAGGCCAAGGAGGAAGCAGAUGAAGUAGCUGAGCUUGAUUGUAGCAAUAUCAUCUCCACGGAUAGUGGACGGCGGCCAACCAGAAGUAGCCGUAUUAUAUCAGACCGCAAGCCAACUCACAGUACCAUCUCAAACUCAGACCCAAGCCCUAAACUAUUCAGCCGCCUUCAGGGAGUGGUUGAUAGUGAUGCCAGCAAUUCAGAGGACGAGCAGAAUGGAGGAAAGAACAAGCGAAAUACCUCUCCUUACAAGAAAAAUUGUCAAGGAAACUCCAGGAAGAGACUAAGAAUUGACAGUAGCUCAGAUGACGAUUGGGAAUAAGUCAUCCAAGCAUGGGCUACGAACAUUCUUUUACUCAAUUUUAUGUACAUACCACUGUUUAAUCAGUAACAUACACAGUGAAGGUGGCAAAGGGUUUAUACGUGAUGUGUGAUUAAGGCCAAAUUUAAUACAUGAUUCGUGAAUUUUACAGAAGGGCGAGCGUGAUUCGUGAAUUUAUGAACCAGCAUGAGGCGUGAUUCGCCUCCUGAGAUGUAGGUGAUGACCCUUGAAUCUCGUCUUCAUUUCGUGAAAACCUCGAGAUUUCCCAGAAACAUCGCACGAAACAAGAGAAAUUUGAAGUUUUCUCUUCGAUGUACGUGAUGCGCGAAUUUUGUAACAUUCCUGCGUGAAACGGAAUCAGUACUCCCCUUUGCUACCCUGUAUGAUGAAUACCAUUUUACUGCGCAUGACCAUAGAAACACGCGUUGUCCUAAUUGUAACUACGCAUAUUUUGAAAUUGAUACUUUUGAUAAGCUCGUUUAGAUUUUUCGACCUGAAUUUCUAUUAACACUACGCGGAUUUAAGCUUUUUAAUUGCUAUCGAAAAAAUCAGUGUCAAUCGCGGUCAUCUUCCCUGCAAAGUACUUUUUCGUUCAGGAGAAAAGCCUUUCAAUUGUACUGCCGAGUUUUUUUCAGUUGUAUUCCACUGCACUUCUUGUUUGUUAUAUACCCCGCGAGAAUCUUAUACCCCUUCCACGCCAGCAAAAUGUGUUUAGUUAAACCGCGUUUAAAUGAAUGAAAAGCAGAAACCGAAAUGAAAAACUGAAUUUUCCAUGGGGUUAAAGUAGUCACUAGCUUGUAUUUUCAAUGUGCUAAAUUGGAAGUCGACAAACAUUGGUCUAAGCAGCUCUGACGAAGAAAACAAUUUUAAACCGUGUUUGCCUGAAACAGCUUUAAAAUGUGUUAAAGCUUUGGUGUGAACUUGGUAUUAGACUGAUUCAGUCUGACUAUUUUACGAGUCGAAUAUACUUUUCCCUGUCUUUUCAGACGAACCUUGCUCCGCUAGUAUCAGGUCUGUUCAUCGAUUAACAAAUGAAGGAAAAAGUGUUUGACCUUCAUGUAGUCAGUGAGUAAGACUUUCUUGAGUUUUCUAGCAAGCAUCCGAAAUCGGAUGUAACCUUCGAAAAAUUGACAGAUAUUUGCAUAUUACUAGCAGUAGACUUUCCAUUGCUUUUAUGAUUCACCGUGUCUAUCGUUUUGGGUGUAAACUAGAUUGGUAUUCUCAGGCGUUACAUUUUCAAACUUUCGUCCCUUUGUUAAUCUCGUUAUUCUUAUAAGAUUUGACAUACGUUAUUACAGUGGUCUCCUUUGUCGUUUA
Stylophora pistillata is the source of this 2883-nucleotide messenger RNA. RefSeq lists its product as uncharacterized. Lineage: Eukaryota; Metazoa; Cnidaria; Anthozoa; Scleractinia; Pocilloporidae. The record is from RefSeq and is a predicted model, not a curated record. Gene Ontology annotation, cellular component: nucleus.